AUGUUACCCAACUUGCAGGAGCUCUUUGCAUGGACUGCCCCCAGUGACCACGAGCUGCUUGCGGUGAUCUUCCUCUUGGCGGUUAAGGGCGUCAGCAAAUUCAGAUCGCUCACGCGACAGCUUCCAGCAGGACAUCAGAGGCCAGAGAAGGCAAUGAAGUACAUACUCGAUACCUAUCCAAGGGCAGUUCCAUCGGCCAGUAGCUUGGGGAGCAGUGUCCAGCAGCUGGUUGGAAACAUGCUGAAGAUGCAGGGGACCUUCAACUUUGCCCAGAUGCUCCAGGGCGAGAACGUUCCUGCAAAUCUUCGGGACCUCAAAGACAUUGUUCAGUCACAGGGGGGUGAAGAGCUGUUGAAAUUUUACGUGCUCUAUCUUCUGGGAUUCAUGAGCGGCCUAGCGGGUGGAAAGGGCUCGCGAUUCAUGACGCGUAGCAAUGCAAGAGCCACGCUCUUGGGACUCGCGACGCUCAAGCACGCCAACCAGCAGGAUCCGGCCCCGCUGUACUGGACGUACAUCCACCACCGUGGGCUUGAGCUGAGGAAGCGGGCCGAACAGCCUGCAGAUUUGGCUUUGCUUCGCCUUGCAUGCAACUGCCGGGCGCAAACAGCCGACGAUGUAGCGCAGCUUCAAGAAGCCUGGGAUGGCCUCACAGCGCAAGAGCAAGCUGAACUUACCAAGCACUUCUUGGCCGAUGGAAUUACCACACGAGCAAUUGUCUGUGAGUUCCUACCUUUGUGCUUGGAGCGUGCACGAACGAACCCGUUUGUGACGGUCCGCGCACUUCUGCAGGUUCUUGUGGAGCUCUUGCAGGCUGUUCAAGCAGCUGCCCCCAAGGACCUGAAAAUCGUCACGGUGGAGCUCGCAGACUUGGCAGCCUUCAUCUUGAUGGUGCAGAACGGCUAUGUGUUCACAACAUGCCUGGCUCGCGCCACGCUCACUCUGAAGGAAGACAGGUUCCACCUGGAUGUGUCGGCUGAGAACUGGCGCAGGGUCCGCGAACCUCCUUCAGAUGUCGUUCUACUUGCAGGUUCCGUUCGCGAGCUGGUAUACAAGUCGAGGAAGAUGGAUGAUGCAAAGACUGUGGCCGAGACACUUCCAGGAGCCAUGGCUUCGACAUCAAUGGCACAAGGCUUUCAAAACCUGGAGUCCGAGUUGCAGGAUGCUUUUGGGCGCAUUCAAAAGCACCUGAGAGUCCUGCGGGACGACUGCAUCUCCGACACGAAAACUGCAGGGACUGGAAUCACCGAAGGCGUUGACGUGUCUGCACGUAAGGGCUCUUUUGAAAGAGUGGACUCACUGGGGGACUGGCUCCUAAAGGACGAUGUAAUGUCGAUCCCUUACGAGGAGCCUGCAACCCUGUCUGGUGAUGCGUUACAGCUUUCUGCAGAGAUGUUGGGCACCAGCGCUCAUUCGCACAUGCGCUUGAAUUCGCACCUCAUGGAGCUUUCCAUGCGAGCAGCGGAAUCUGUGCACGCGUUGAAGAAGGUCAUCCCUCCAAACUCCAAGUUCCGCUUGAUCUGGGAUCUCUGCGGCGUCCUCCUCAUUGUAUGUGAUGCGUUCCUGCUUCCCAUGACCAUGGCUUGGAACUGGGAGAUUACCCCAGUGCCUACAUCGAACAGCGUGUCAAGCCUUGUGCUGCAACUGUUCGCUAUUGCUUCGUUGCUCUUCUGGCCCUUAGAUAUCAUAGUAAAUUUCAAUACGGCAUUCUAUGUUCGCGGCUUUAUCGAAACUCGUCGAUGGGAGAUAGCAAAGCGCUAUGCCUACACAUGGCUCAGCUUCGAUGUGUGUGUCGUUAUGGUAGACUUUGCUGCAGGCUUCUUGGGGCAGGCAACAGAGGAUGCACCAGCGGAUUUCUUGCAGCCGCUGCGGUCUGCUCGGUAUCUGCGGAUUUUGCGCACAAUUCGGAUUCUCCGCAUUCUCAAAGCGGGCAAGAUCAAUGUCCUUCUCGAGAACUUGGUCAUAUCAAUGGGGCGGCAAUGGCUCAUCCUUGGCUUUACAGUGGGUAAGAUGCUGGUUGCCAUUGGGGCCGUUGCGCACAUUCUAGCAUGUAUCUGGUUUGCGUUGGGUGACACCAUAUCCGCUUCAACGGGAAACAGCUGGCUCAACAUUGCUGCUUGGAUCUAUUCAACGCCUGAAUUGUUCUCAACUAGCUUUGUAGACCUGCGUAACGCACGGAUCAAGGAGGAGUCUUUUCAGAUUCAGUACAUUCAUUCGCUGACUUGGAUUCUGCUCCCGCCGGCACCAGCUCCUCUUGAUCCUCUCAGCGGCAUUGAGCACAUGGCGGACUCCGCAGCCGAAGCCCUUUCCACCUCCGCGGCUUCCUGCUACUUGGACAAGCACCAUGAGUGUCAUUGGGGCGCAGCCUGUGACAAGAUAGACUGCUGGCGGAUCCAUCCGCCAGUUUCGCCUCCACAGGAUUUCUGCCUGUACCUCGAUGAGAUUGCCAUGAAUCGCCCAGACGUCCCGGCCAUGCCGACGGACAAGGAGGUCUUCAUCGACCCCUUGCCGUUUGAGAAGGACACUCAGGAGCUGUCGCAGUUUUUGUCAGCCUUUGGAGAGGUCGAGGAAGCUGACAUGGCAUUUUGCGGGGUGCCUGCGCUGAUGGGCGAGCCCACUCUGGACCUCCAGGAAAUUUGGGAGGAUGCAGCCGACAGUGCCAAUGUCUUCAUCAUGAACGCUGCAAUCGCCUCUUGCAUCAGCUGCCGGAAAUGGAAGCAAGCAAGCUUUCUGUUUGCAGACAUCUCGUCAAGCGGUAUCCAGUCCGAUGGCAUCACUUACAACAGUGUACUUGGGAUGUGCGAUCUAGGCCUUUGGCAACAUGGUUUGAAUCUGCUAGAAGGUAUGACAACAGUGGCCUUGCAGCAGGAUGUUUUCUCUUGCAAUACUGCCCUAAACGGAUGCAACAAAGCAGCAACCUGGCAGCGAGCGCAAAAUGUAUUCGAAUUGCAGAAACAGCUCGCCAUCUCUCCAGAUACCAUCACAGCUAACUCCAUACUCAGUGCGUGCGCAGCUUGCCGGCGUUGGAAGGACGCUGCGGUCCUGCUGGGAGGUAUGUCUUCCACCUGUCUGCAGUCAGAUAUCAUCUCUCACAGCUCUGCUCUAGCUGCUUGCUCUGGAAGGCAGUGGGUGCAGGGGACGGUCCUCUUAAGGCGGCUGCAGAACAGGCACAUACGCUUAAAUGUGCUCACCUGCAAUACGGCGAUCAGUAGCUCCGCAGACAGGCAAGAGUCUAAAACGGCUAAUUCUGGCUGGCGAUUGGCGCUGCAGGUUCUUGGUGAGAUGGGUGAGAUGGCACAAGUCAGAAAGGAUGUGAUCACCUACAAUGCAUGCAUCGCUGCAGCGAACACAGCAAACCGCUGGGAGCUUGCCCAGCAGUUGUUCCGACAUACAUCGCAAGCGGGCCUGGCUCCAAAUGUUCGGACUCUCAAUGCCUUGGUGGCAGCUUCUGAUGAAGGUGGUCGGUGGCAAGGCAGCAUCGCACUGCUGGGCACCAUGCAUGUGGCGAGCUUGCAGCCCGAUGAGGAAAAUGUGGUCACCUUUGGGACAGCUCUGAAUUCAUUUGCAGAAGAAGCCCGGUAUAUCUUGCAGCGGAUGCGAGAUGGCAAUAUGCAGCCCAAUCUCACCACCUUCAACGCUGCACUCAAUGCGCGUGAGACAGGCCACAUUUGGAAGGGUGCGGUGCAGCUGGUCACCCAGGCGGUGGAACUGAGGCUGACACCUGGCGUGUUGACACAGUGCGCUGGGACAGCUGCUGCUGCAAGGUCUGCCAAGUGGGAUUUAGCACUGUUUCUAUUGCAAGACUUGGGGCCUGAGGAGUCUCGUACUGAUCUUGUGGCAUAUUCUACAGCCGUGGAUGCUUGUCUAUGUGCAAAACGCUGUGAGCCAAUCUUUGUCUUGCUGGAGGAGCUGAAGAAUAGCAGAGUGGAGCCAGACACUGGGCAUUCCAGCGAGACACAACGCAACACAUUCAUUGCGACAGAGCCCGCCAUCAUGCUUGCAGCUGAUGUAGCUUCCCCUUCUGUUGGAUAUGCUACCGCUUCCACACCACGGAUGUCAACCUGGUUGGAAGCUGUUCAGAAGGUGCGGGAAGCCCCUGUGUUCCGAAUGCAGGCAAACGAGAUCACCUACACACAGGAGGAGUUGCUCCAACCAAACGUCGUGGCGUAUGGUGCCGUAAUGCAGGCUCUUCGCACUGCUGGAGGGGCACGGUGGACCCAAACUUUAGGCUUUCUCUCCAACGCCCAAGAUGACAUGUUGGAGGGUAGCCUCAUCAUGUACAACGUAACCAUGGGAAGUCUGGGCAGGACGGCUGGGUCGCAGUGGGCGCGAUGCCGCUUGCUACUCGAAGAGUUGUCUCGGAUGCAGCUGCAACCUGACGUGGUCACGUACAACUCUGCAAUCUCUGCUCAAGCUGCACUGUGGAGGCAGGCACUGGCAUUGCAGGCAGAGAUGCGGCCAACAAAUCAGCCUGGAAACACCAUAACUUUUAAUUCCGCCUGCAAUUCGUUGAGCAAGAGUGCUGCCUGGCGCCGCGCACUUGAUCAAUUCAUCGAGGCGGCUGUGACGCGCACCGCGCCUGACUUGGUCAUGAUAAACACCUUGACAAGCGCUUGCAAAUCGGAGUGGUCUAAGGGCUUAACUCUCCUAGAGCUUGCAGGGGCGCAGCAGGUGCACGAUGCCUUUACGCAUGUUGCCAGCAUCUCGUCUUUUGAGUCUGCCGCUCGCUGGCAGCAGGCACUAGGCAUCCUCAGUUGCUUUGGGGCUCGGCGGUUGAGGCCCAACACGAUUGCAUACAAUGCGACGGGUGCCGCACAUGAUGCUGGGGAGCAGUGGCUGCAGAGCAUGGCCUUGCUCAGGGAGCAGAAGGUGCGCCAACUGUUUGCUGACAUUGUCUCAUAUGGCUCGGUCAUCAGUUCUUGUGAGGGGUCUGCACAGUGGCACGAGGCUCUGAGCAUUCUGCGAGGUUGCGAAGUGUCUUCAGGGCCUAAGCCAGACCUGAUUGCCUACAAUGCUGGCAUCAGCGCCUGCAGAGGGCGCCAAUGGCAUCUGGAGAAGGGGCAGCAGUGGCAGCUGGCACUAGCUCUACUCCGGAGUUUACCCAGAAAUCGCUUGAGCACAAAUGCGGUUGCCUUUAGUGCAACAAUCAGUGCUUGCGAGAAGGGCUUGCAGUGGCAACUUGCACUAGACCUCUUGGCACAGUUUGAGGAGCAGAGCUUCCAGACUGACAAAGUUGCCAUCAACGCCGCUAUAAGUGCUUGCGAGAAAAGUGGGAGGUGGACCCAUGCACUAGGCCUCGUUGCCAAACUGGAGCGAAGCAACCUGCAAGGCGAUGUCAUCACUUUUUCCACUGCCAUAAGCGCUUGCGCCAAGGGUGCGUGUUGGCGACCGGCCCUGGUGCUUCUGGCCAAGCUGCAUGAUGCAUGCAUUGAGCCAAAUUUGAUUACUUGCAACGCCGUCCUGUGGGCAUGUGUAGUAUGUGAGCGGUGGGCGGAAGCAUUGCACAUGUUCAAUCUUUUUCGCAGCCAAGCUUUGCGAACCGACGUGGUCACGCUUAGUGCUGUCAUCUUGGCUGAAGAGCUCGGGGUACGUGCCCCCGAGCUGCAGCCAUAUUUCGUGAACGUUACAACUGCAGCACUGCGAGGCUACAGCUACCUUCCAACAGCAAUGGCUUCACCAUCUCUGGCGCAAGGUCUCCAAAACUUGGAGAGCGAGUUGCAGGAUGCAUUUUCGAGAAUUCAGGAUCAUCUUAGACUCUUGCGUGAAGACGCUGGCUCAGAAGUGAAAGACCAGACUGAUGCAGUUCAGGCGGCGUCUGCAGGACAAAGUUUUCUAGCAAAGGACUCGCUGGGGGACUGGCUACUGAAAGACGAUGUAGUGUCCAUCCCCCAAGAGCAAGGGCACCAUCCUCUUUCCGGUGAUGCGCUAUAUCUCUCCGCGGAGAUGUUAGGCGCAGCUCAUUCGAACAUGCGCCUAAAUUCGCACCUCAUGGAGCUUUCCAUGCGAGCUGCGUCAUCUGUACAUGCUCUCAAGAAAGAGCGCAUGCGAAGUGGCAUGAUAGCGCCUCUCAACUCUAACAGUCCACAGGCAAGGACUCUCCGGCUAAGCACAGAGCUUCAGGCCUUCGAGUCCGUGUUGAAGGUGUUCCCUCCUAAUUCUACCUUCCGCUUGGUGUGGGAUCUCAUAGGCGUCCUCCUGAUUGUGCUGGAUGCUUUCCUCCUUCCAAUGACUAUGGCUUGGAGCCAGUGGGAGGUAACCCCAGUGCCUGACUCCACAGGGGUGGGCAGUAGAGUUCUCCAAAUGUUUGCAAUUGCAUCCUUAGUUUUCUGGCCCUUGGAUAUCGUGGUGAAUUUCAACACCGCGUUUUAUGUUCGCGGCUUUAUCGAAACUUCGCGCUGCGAGAUUGCCAAGCACUACGCAAAAUCUUGGCUAGCCUUUGACAUAUGCGUGGUUGCCGUGGACUUUGCCGCAGGCUUCUUGGGGAAGGUAGCGGAAUCCACGUCAGCAGAUUUCUUGCAGCCGCUGCGGUCUGCCCGGUAUCUGCGGAUUUUGCGAACAAUUCGCAUUCUCCGCAUUCUCAAAGCGGGCAAGAUCAAUGUCCUUCUCGAGAAUUUGGUCAUAUCAAUGGGGCGGCAAUGGCUCAUCCUUGGCUUUACAGUGGGUAAGAUGCUGGUUGCCAUUGGGGCCGUUGCGCACAUUCUUGCGUGUAUCUGGUUUGGGUUGGGUGACAGCAUAUCCGCUGCAACGGGGAACAGCUGGCUCAACAUCGCCAAAAUCGACACGGAGUCUUUUGAGAUCCAGUACAUCCAUUCGCUCUUCUGGAUCUUACUUCCGCCUGCUCCUCCCCCUUUGGAUCCCACCAGUGGGAUCGAGCACCUGGCUGUGCUGACCCUGUUUGUGAUCACGGUGCUGGUGAUCGGAUCAGCGUUGUCCAUCCUUACGGGUACCCUCAACGAGAUCCGGCAGGUCAACAGCGAACGCAGCAAGAAGCGGCGGAACCGCAAAGUGCCGACUGAGCUGCUGAUGAGGGUUAUGAGCUACGCUGAUUACAAGAUGACGCGGCACUCGCCCAUCUCCUAUGAUCCCAGCUUGAUCUCGCCUAUGCUUGAGGCAGAACUGGCCACAUCUCAGUUUGGAGAGGUCUUGAAUUCCCAUCCAUUGUUCGAGUUUGUAUCUUUAGCGUACCCCAUUGUCUUCGCAGAGUGCUGUCGUACUCUGAAGAAGCUUUUCUUCUGCGAAGGUGAAUCUGUCUUCAGCGAAGGAGCACUAGCAGAGAAGAUGUACAUCACCAAUCAUGGCACCUUCAGGCUGCAGGCUGAAGCAUUUCCCAACGAUCAAGUGUUUUUUGAAGAUGAUUGCCAGUACUUUGCUGAGAUAUCUCUGUAUGUGGAGGCUGUCAUGCAUGGGUGCAGUUUGCACACGGAUUCGUUUUCUGAAGUCUUUUCGCUGGAAGCCGCAGAUUUCGCAAAGGUUCUUACCAACUCACCCUUGUGCACCACAAUGGUUGUGGAGUAUGCCACAGACUACAUUGCCCGCUAUUCCACUGCCUCUGUAACUUCUCAAGUCGGAGUUUGGGACAAGAUUGAGCGAGAGCAGGAAUGCGCCAGAACAGCCUGUGCAAGCAAUUCCUUCUACCUGGAAGUGAAUGUGGACAGUAGACUAGUUCUUGAUACCCUGGACCUCUCUGAUCUCCAAAGCCCCGUGGUCAAGUCAAUCACCAUGGGCCACAUUCGUUCGACUUCUGAUAGAUCCCGGGACUCCUACAAUUUUGAUGAGUCUCAGCCUGCAGCGCAACUUAUAGGUACAGGCAUAGAUGGCAUGGAUCUCACAGCUUGCUUGACACCUAUGGACUUUGUCACCUCAGUGGUACAUAGCGACGAGACGGUAGGGAACACUCUCGCAAGCUUGCGCGAAGCAUUUGUGGAACUGGAUCCCGAAUCCGGGUUGCAUGCAAGAUAUUCGGAUGCCAAUGAGCAGGAACGAGCAGAGUCCGCAAUUUUGAGCCUAAUCGCCAUAGUGCGGAAUGACUACAACUUGUACACUGCCGCCCAACCUCAAAAGAGCUGCUUGGCCAAAUCUCAGUGGCACAACCUGCAGGACCUUUUUUCAUGGACUGCUCCAAAUGACCAGAAGUUGCUUGCCGUGAUCUUCCUCUUGGCAGUGAAGGGUGUUAGCAAAUUCAGAUCCCUCACGCGACAGCUUCCAGCAGGAAACCAGCGGCCAGAGAAGGCAAUGAAGUACAUACUCGAUACCUAUCCAUUGGCAGUCCCAUCGUCGGCAAGCUUGGGGAGCAGCGUUCAGCAGCUGGUUCGCAAUUUGUUGAAGAUGCAGGGGACCUUCAACUUUGCCCAGAUGCUCCAGGGCGAGAACGUACCUGCAAAUCUUCGAGACCUCAAAGCCGCCAUUCAACCGAGAGGUGGUGAAGAGCUUCUGAAGUUCUACGUUCUCUACCUUCUAGGAUUCAUGAGCGGCCUGGCGGGUGGUAAGGGCUCGCGAUUCAUGACUCGCAACAAUGCCAGAACAACUAUCCUUGGACUCGCCAUGCUCAAACACGUCCUGGAGCAGGAUCCGGCCCCGCUGUACUGGACCUACAUCCACCACCGUGGGCUUGAGCUUGGGAAGCGGGCGGAACAACCUGCAGACUUGGCUUUGCUUCGCCUUGCCUGUACCUGCCGGGCGCAAACGGUGGAAGAUGUGGCCCUUCUCCAGGAUGCCUGGGAUGCCCUCACCGCACAGGAACAGACAGAACUGACCAAGCACUUCCUGGCCGAUGGAAUUACCACACGAGCCAUUGUCUGUGAGUUCCUACCUUUGUGCUUGGAGCGUGCACGAACGAACCCGUUUGUGACGGUCCGCACACUUCUGCAGGUUCUUGUGGAGCUCUUGCAGGCGGUUCAAGCAGCUGCCCCCAAGGACCUGAAAAUCGUGACGGUUGACUUGGCCGACCUUGCGACUUGGUACGCAAUCAUGAGGAAUAGCUAUGUCUUCCAAACCUGCCUGGCUCGCGCAACGCUCACGCUGAGGGAUGACCGUUUCCACGUGGAUGUGUCGCAGGAGAACUGGCGCAGAGUUAGCGAACCACCCUCUGAUAUUGUGUUGAUUGCAGGUUCCAUCCGCGAGCUUGUGUACAAGUCAAGGAAAAUGGAGGACGCCAAGAAUGCGACUCAGCAACAAGUCCUGGUGCACUGCCACUUCUGA
Messenger RNA from Symbiodinium pilosum, 9195 nucleotides. The record is from the annotation of a GenBank genome assembly. NCBI's taxonomy places the organism in Eukaryota, Dinophyceae, Suessiales, Symbiodiniaceae.